AUGUCCUUUUGUGUCCUACAAGCCGCCGGCGGCGCCGCCGAGUAAGGGGGACGAUCGCGGCGCGGCGCGGGGCCCGAGGAAGCGGCGCCUCUGCGAGGGCGGCCCGUGGCCCCGGGGGGCUCUCCCCAUCCAUGCCUGCGCGCCCAGCCCGCCGGAGCCCCAGGUGACCAGCGCCAUGUCCAGCCAGGUGGUGGGCAUCGAGCCCCUCUACAUCAAGGCCGAGCCCGCCAGCCCUGACAGCCCGAAGGGUUCCUCGGAGACCGAGGCCGAGCCCCCAGCAGCCCUGGCCCCUGGCCCUGCUCCUGCCCGCUGCCUCCCAGGCCACAAGGAGGAAGAAGACGGGGAGGGUGCCGGGUCUGGGGAGCAGGGCGGUGGGAAGCUGGUGCUCAGCUCCCUGCCCAAACGGCUCUGCCUGGUGUGCGGAGACGUGGCCUCUGGCUACCACUAUGGCGUGGCGUCCUGUGAGGCCUGCAAAGCUUUCUUCAAGAGGACCAUCCAGGGGAGCAUCGAGUACAGCUGCCCGGCCUCCAACGAGUGCGAGAUCACCAAGCGGAGACGCAAGGCCUGCCAGGCCUGCCGCUUCACCAAGUGCCUGCGGGUGGGCAUGCUGAAGGAGGGGGUACGUCUGGACCGCGUUCGGGGUGGACGGCAGAAAUACAAGCGACGGCCUGAGGUGGACCCGCUGCCUUUCCCGGGGCCCUUCCCCGCUGGACCCUUGGCUGUAGCUGGAGGCCCUCGGAAGACUGCUCCCGUGAACGCGCUGGUGUCCCACUUGCUGGUUGUGGAGCCUGAGAAACUGUAUGCCAUGCCUGACCCCGCGGGUCCCGACGGCCACCUGCCAGCCGUGGCCACCCUCUGUGACCUUUUUGACCGAGAGAUCGUGGUCACCAUCAGCUGGGCCAAGAGCAUCCCAGGCUUCUCGUCACUGUCCCUGUCGGACCAGAUGUCCGUCCUGCAGAGCGUGUGGAUGGAGGUGCUGGUACUCGGCGUGGCUCAGCGCUCGCUGCCCCUGCAGGACGAGUUGGCCUUUGCUGAGGACUUGGUUCUGGAUGAAGAGGGGGCGCGCGCAGCAGGCCUGGGAGAGCUAGGGGCCGCCCUGCUGCAGCUGGUCCGGCGCCUGCAGGCCCUGCGGCUGGAGCGGGAGGAGUACGUGCUGCUGAAGGCCUUGGCCCUGGCCAAUUCGGACUCUGUGCACAUCGAGGACGCAGAGGCAGUGGAGCAGCUACGAGAAGCCCUGCACGAGGCCCUGCUGGAGUACGAAGCAGGCAGGGCAGGCCCUGGUGGGGGUGCGGAGCGGCGGCGGGCGGGCAGGUUACUCCUCACCCUGCCGCUCCUGCGCCAGACGGCGGGCAAAGUGUUGGCCCAUUUCUAUGGGGUGAAGCUGGAGGGCAAGGUGCCCAUGCAUAAGCUCUUCUUGGAGAUGCUGGAGGCCAUGAUGGACUGAGGCAAGGGGUGGGCCGGGUGGGGGUGCUGCUGGCAGGACACGCCCCGAAGGGGAUCAGCCCCACAGGGGGGGUGCAGUGCCACAGCCUGCUGGCAGGGCCAGGGCAAUACCACCAGCCCCUGGGAAUGGGCCUUCUGCCCUCCUCUCCCCACAGCGAGAGGGCGCCAGGAAGGAAGCUGGGAACGUGUGUCCAGGCUCUGGGCAGUGCUGCCCCUUGCAAGCCAUAAUGUGCCCCAUGAGUGGACGGGGCCUUGCGGAAGCCAUAGGGGGCUGAGGGGACGUGAGGGUGGCAGAUGGCUGGUCUCAGGGAGGGGAAGAGUUGGGAGGCCACAGUCGCCCAGUGGGUGAUGCUUUUGCUGCUGCUUAAUCCGAGUCCCUCUCUAGAGCAGAGUGGGGGACCCAGAGAGCAAAGGCCCUGCCCCCUUCGUUCCUCUCCCUCAUCUGCAUUGGGCAUUACUGCCCCCUCCCCUUGAAGCAAUAACUCCAAGCAGGCUCCAGCCCCUGGAGGUGGCCAGGGCCCCCCCACCCCCCAUCAGCUCCCACUCAACCUCCUCGGGGUAGGGAGAGCCCUGCCUCGACGCCCUGCAGAGCAAUAACACUAUAUUUAUUUUUGGGUUCGGCCAGGAAGGCGCAGGGACACGGGGCAAGCCAGGGGGCCCAGUGCCCGUGGCUGUACAGAGACUCUAUUUUAAUGUAUAUUUGCUGCAAAGAGAAACCGCUUUUGGUUUUGAACCUUUAAUGAGAAAAAAAUAUAUAUAAUAUCAAGCGCAA
Suncus etruscus (white-toothed pygmy shrew) is the source of this 2215-nucleotide messenger RNA. It is a transcript of the gene ESRRA, whose product is annotated as estrogen related receptor alpha. The transcript is spliced from 7 exons. Gene Ontology annotation, molecular function: zinc ion binding; nuclear steroid receptor activity; DNA-binding transcription factor activity. Bases 176 to 1444 code for a protein of 422 amino acids. Gene Ontology annotation, cellular component: nucleus. The record is from RefSeq and is a predicted model, not a curated record. NCBI's taxonomy places the organism in Eukaryota, Metazoa, Chordata, Mammalia, Eulipotyphla, Soricidae. Gene Ontology annotation, biological process: regulation of DNA-templated transcription.